GUAAAAUCUACCGUAACAAUUUUAUAGCUAAUUUUUUAGUGCCAUAGUCGAACACCGAGAGUCAUUGGUGAAAACAUAAUUAGAAACAAUAGAUAGGCCUUAUUGGGCCCAUUGGGUCUGUCCAAAACAUAUGACCCAAUUCAACCUGAGGAUGGUCUGAGAAAACGCCGUCGCUCGCUUCAUCAUGUUCAGCGGUGGUGCCCGGCGGAAUCUCUAACCCUACACGGCCAUAGUCAAUCUCAAAAUCCAACACUUGUCACUCCUUAACCUAAAACCCUCUAUGCUGGUGACAAAAUCAGGUACCUUUCUUCGGAAUUGAAAACCUUAGAUGGAUGAUAGUGAAGAAGACGAAACCGGAUACCCAAACAAGUUUCACCCUCUGAAUCUACAAACCCAUCCUAUGUAUACCCGACCCCCCAUUCCCAAACGCCACGCGUAUUACCACCACGAAGAAGAAGACGAGAUCGAAGAGUACCAUCGUGGGAACGAGAAGAGGCUUAAACCGGUUUCUGGGUACGAAUUCUCCGACACGAAUGUUGAGCAAGAAGCGUUCGUGUUGUUGGAAGUGUGGGGAGACAGGUUCUUGCAAUUGGGUCGGAGGAAUUUGAGGAACGAAGAUUGGAACGAAGUCGCGGAGAAAGUCAGCGAAGAGCUUGGGUCGGAGAGAUCAGAUACUCAGUGUCGGAGAAUGGUUGAUAACUUGAAGAGGAAGUAUAAGAAAGAGAGGGCCAAGCUUGACAAGUCUGGUUUGGGUUCCACGAGGAGCAAGUGGUCGUUUUUCAACAAGUUGGAUAUGUUGUUUUUGGGUUUUUCAGCGGCUAAACCGGAGUUUGGUUUAGCUUGUGGUGUUGAUUCGGGAGAGUUUGUGUUUAUGAACACUAAGGUUUAUUUGGAUAAGUCUAAUGGGUUUGAUGAGAUGAUGGAUAGUCCUGGUGACUCAGAAGAGGAUGAUGACGGGGAGGAGAUUGAGUAUGAGAGUGAGAGGAGAAAGAAGGGGGAUGAUGCGGCGUCGUUUAAGCUGUUGGCGGAUUCAGUUGAGAGGUUUGGGAAGGUUUAUGAGAAGAUGGAGAAGAGUAAGAAAGAGCAGAUGAAGGAGUUGGAGAAGAUGAGGGGUGAUUUUCAGAGAGAUUUGGAGUUUCAGAAGAAACAAAUUGUGGAGAGAGCUCAGACUGAGAUCGCUAGGCUACGUGAAGAAGAGCAUCAUCAUCAUCAUCAUCAUGAUGGUGGUGAGAGUGAAAAUGAGGGAAUGGAGAAUGAUUCUGAUGUGAAUCUCAGUGAUUGA
This is a messenger RNA of Eruca vesicaria subsp. sativa (arugula), 1282 nucleotides long. NCBI's taxonomy places the organism in Eukaryota, Viridiplantae, Streptophyta, Magnoliopsida, Brassicales, Brassicaceae. The record is from the annotation of a GenBank genome assembly.